AUGGUUAUGGGAAAUCUCGAACGAUUGAGCGAUGUGACCAAGCUCUCUGCUCACGUCACCCGAGUACUCGGUCAAAACCCCGGUAUGAUGACCUUACAAGGAACAAAUUCCUACCUUCUACAACCACCUUCCAACCCUCAUGCACCCCUGAUCCUCAUCGACACCUCGUCUCCACUUACAGCCAACCAAUAUAUCGACCUCCUAUAUACUCACUUGCAUCAUCUGGGAUUAGAAUCGGGAGUUAGGGAAACACAUUUUGAGUCGUCCUACGCUCAGGCGUCCUUGAAGAAUGUCCCGGAAGAUAAAGUAGAUGAGAUCAAAGCGUCUAUCCUAAACAAGCGAUCUGAAGAUCCGAGAUAUGAAGAGAUGGAUCUAUUAGAAUAUGGACCGGGGAGUAAAUGGGUACCUAACCAGAAUAGGGAAAGGAAAUUACCUAAUAUCGAACAUAUCAUUCUCACUCAUCGACAUUUAGACCAUGUAGGAGCGUUACCAUUAUUGCUGAAUACAUUGAAAAAACAUGGAUGUUCAUUACCUAAAAUAUGGAAAUGUCCUUCACCCGACGAAAGUUAUUUGGCAUCUUCAAAGAACGAAAAUGAAAGAUUGACAAGUGACGGUGAAAUUUGGAAUUCCCUACCUAAAGGAACAUAUCAUUCGUUUUCACCUUUUCAACCAUUUCACCCUAUCAUACCCGGAUUGAUGAUAUCGAUUAUCGAUCCGGUCUAUAAGCAUUUGUUGAAACAUGAUAAAGAUGAUAAACCAAAGUGGAACGAAGUACCUGAAAUUGCAAGAGUCAGUUUAAGAUGUCUGAAGACUCCUGGUCAUACUCAAGAUAGUAUCAGUUUGGUCAUGUUGGAAGGUGAAAAGGGAGUGUUCACCGGUGAUACGGUAUUGGGUACGGGUACGACUCACUUUGCGGACUUGGGAAGCUACAUGACCUCCCUCCGAACCCUACUCGCACUCAAACCUAACGUUCUCUAUCCAGCCCAUGGACCCCAUAUUCCCGAUGCUGCCAAAGCAAAAGCCCAUCUGGAAACCUACAUCUUGCACCGACAAGAGCGGGAAAAUCAGAUCUGCAAGAUCCUCAAGGAUUUCAGAACCAACGAUCAAUCACUUGCGGAUAUCCUGGUUGAUCUCAAGAAAGAGAUUCAUACGAGAUUGGAAGAAGACAACAAAGCCAAGGGACCAUUGAUGUUAGAUAAGCGAAAGCCUAUCCCUUUACCUGAUUUCGAAGAAGAAAGAAAAGCGAUUGAGAAAGCCGAUAAAGAAGGAACUCGAGCUAGGUCCGCAAUACCUUUGACUGUGAUUUGCAGAUUGAUUUACAAAUCCGAAGAAGAGAAAUUACUCUUUGCAGCUUCAAAGGGCGUUUUGGCUCAUCUUACCAAAUUGGAGCAGGAGAAUAAGGUUAGGAAGAGUAAAGCUAAAUGGGCGAUAUUGGUCGCGAAGGAGGUGGAUGCGAAUGAUCUAGAGCAGGUGAAUGUAUGGGAGUGGGUCCGAUGA
Molecule: messenger RNA, 1497 nt
Organism: Kwoniella mangroviensis CBS 8507
Lineage: Eukaryota; Fungi; Basidiomycota; Tremellomycetes; Tremellales; Cryptococcaceae
Exons: 3
Coding region: 1-1497 (498 amino acids)
Biological process (GO): secondary metabolite biosynthetic process
Source: RefSeq, a predicted model, not a curated record